Messenger RNA from Caenorhabditis sp. 36 PRJEB53466, 1273 nucleotides. The record is from the annotation of a GenBank genome assembly. Lineage: Eukaryota; Metazoa; Nematoda; Chromadorea; Rhabditida; Rhabditidae.
AUGUCCUCUUUUAUCCAAAUUAAUAUUUAUAAUGAGAGUCUGGAAUCGCUGAAAUCGCGCGGAAUCUGUUUGCAAAGUUGGCUGGUGAGUUAUUUUCGAAAUAUUGCCCGUGUAGAAAAUUACAAGCCAAAUAUGAAGUGAAAACAACUAAUUUGUGUAGUUUUUGCACUCGGAAAAUAGUUUUUACAGAAAUUUUCAAAAAAUAUUUUUCUUUCAGAAAACUAUAGGCUGCUCAGAAUCGUGGAUCACAGACGUUCCGAUUCCGUUGGCCCCGGACGGCGCGAAUGGUUCGAAGCCGUUCAAAGACAAUGCUCCUGCCGAAAUGAGCUCGGCUGAGACAUUUCCGACGGGCAAUGUACCUAAAAAUCAAGAAGAAAGAGGCCAAUGGGAACAAGAAACGGUUAGUUUCUCUUUCUAGAACACCAUCUCCUAAACCUUCCGUUUUCAGAAAGAAUGGGAUGCCACACUCACGUAUGAUCCUUCUCGGACCUUUUCCACUUCCCAAGCUCCCAUGACGCCGUCGACUUCUUCCACGUUCAACUCAUCCGAUGAGCACCUCUUCAAAGCGCCCAAGAUGGAGCAGCUGGACGAAACGAACGAUUCGAGCCAGACGAAUGAACUCGAAAUGAGCAUGAUUCAGGAUCUUUGGAGUCAGAAUGUGUUCGGGAACGGAACAGGAGUCGGUUCGAAUGUUCCCACGUCACUGGCCAUGAACGGAAUGAAUGGAAUCGUAAAGACGAGGCGGAAGUUGAUGAUUGAAGAUCCCGACAUUUCGAAUACGGUGUACAGUAUUGUGUGUCAUUAUCCAGUGAGUCCUUACCUGAAAUAUCAACUGAAACCCUCAUUAUUUUAGAACUGCCACCACCAGUACAAUUGGCGUGUCAAGUACGGAAAACUCCGUCUCCUGGACCACGCCCUGACCCACUCCGACCGAAGGAUCCCGUGCAAAAUCUGCGGAUUCAAAGCGCUGAACGUCCGCCGAGUGCGCUCGCAUUACGCGAAAGAGCAUCCGAGCGAGCGGGUCCAGGGAUACGGAAUGAAGACGUUGAUCAGCGGAGAUCUGGACGGCGAGGGCGGCGGAAAUCAGAUGAACGACGAGGAGCUGAAAGAGUUGUGGCGGAAGUGCUACUCUCCGUGGAUCGAGCUGAUCGGAGAGGCCAGCGGUUAUCAGGAGGGCGAUCGGCCCCGAAGGACUCCACUGAAAAAGAAGACGGCCGACGAGGCACCGGAGCCGGAGAUGGCGAAAGUGACGAGAUCGACCAGCAAGAGAUGA